GGGAACGGACAGACCGUACAGAUUACUGGUCACGGUGAAGGUCGCAUCGGAUCCGCGCUUGCUUUUCCAUUCCACAGGCAUGGAUGCCGCGUCUUCACGACAGCUCAAAAUCUUGAAAAGGCACAACAUUUGACGAAAGCUGGGAUUGAAGUACUAGAACUGGAUAUUUGGACGCAGUGA
Molecule: messenger RNA, 180 nt
Organism: Hyaloscypha bicolor E
Lineage: Eukaryota; Fungi; Ascomycota; Leotiomycetes; Helotiales; Hyaloscyphaceae
Exons: 1
Source: RefSeq, a predicted model, not a curated record